AUGUGGAAGCUACAGAAGACAGAAGCAGACCAGCUAACAUUUAGAUCGCACUUGGCAAGGCAGCUGAUCUCUGGCUUCUCAAGUCGUAAGAGAAGAGGAAGGCCUUUGAAACGCCAAAAAGAGGCCAACAAGCCACUGAUGGAGAAGCGACGCCGAGCCCGCAUCAACCAGAGCCUGGCCGCUCUCAAGACGCUCAUCUUGGACUCGGCACGGCUGGAGAACACGAAGCACUCCAAGCUGGAGAAGGCGGACAUCCUGGAGCUGACGGUGCGCCACCUCCAGCGGCAGAAGGCGCUCGGCUCCAGCUCCGUGCUCUCCAAGUUCCGCGCCGGAUUCCAGGAGUGCGCCCGAGAGGUGGGCCGCUUCCUGGAGUCGCCCGAGGUGGUGCUGGCGCCGCCCGAGCCGCACGCGUCGCUCAAGCAGCGCCUGCUGCGCCACCUGGAGAGCUGCGUGGCCGAGCUGGACCUGGACCUGGGGCUGGCGAUGCGCGCCGAGGAGAGCUCCAAGCCCGACUCGAGCUCGGGCCAGGCGCAGGCCCCGCUGCCCGGCUCCUCCUGCUCCUCCUCGUCCGCCUCCGCCUCGUCCGCCGCCUCCAGCACCGCCCCCGCGCCCGGCGCCCCCGCCGCCAGGGGCGACGAGAACAACAAUCGCGGCCAGCGCACGCACGGUGCCAGUGGGAAGGCAUCCCCGGGGUCGCUGCUGGGUAGCCGCCUGCUGUCCGCAAGCCAGAGCCCGGAGCCCGCAUCGCCGCUGGACGCCACCAACCCCCUGCUCUCCGUCGUACAGCAGCAGGUGAUUCCGUCGCGGCUGCCGGACGGCCAGCUGGUGUUCCUGCUGCCGUCGCACUACGUGCAGCUGGCCGCCGCCGCCGCCGCCGCCCGCUGUAUCUUCUCGGUGGACGAAGCUGACGACGACGAUGACCAGCCCGUCGACUGCUCGGUCGGGACGGCGGCUGCCAGGCUGUCCCCUGAGCCCGCGGAGGCGGCCAUGGACGCCGCUGGAGCGCUGGAAGCCGAGGAGGGUCCCGUCUGGAGGCCGUGGUAG
Schistocerca piceifrons (Central American locust) is the source of this 1044-nucleotide messenger RNA. RefSeq names its product transcription factor HES-4-B-like. Gene Ontology annotation, cellular component: nucleus. NCBI's taxonomy places the organism in Eukaryota, Metazoa, Arthropoda, Insecta, Orthoptera, Acrididae. Bases 1 to 1044 code for a protein of 347 amino acids. Gene Ontology annotation, molecular function: DNA-binding transcription factor activity, RNA polymerase II-specific; RNA polymerase II cis-regulatory region sequence-specific DNA binding; protein dimerization activity. The transcript is spliced from 8 exons. The record is from RefSeq and is a predicted model, not a curated record. Gene Ontology annotation, biological process: regulation of neurogenesis; anterior/posterior pattern specification; regulation of transcription by RNA polymerase II.